AUGAGCAGACUGACUCCACAAUGGGAAAUGAGGCCAGUUACCCGGUGGAAAUGUGCUCCCACCUUGACCAAGACGAAAUUAAACGGCUGGGCAAGCGGUUUAAAAAGCUGGACUUGGACAGCUCGGGCACUCUGAGCAUGGAGGAGUUCACGUCCCUGCCGGAGCUGCAGGAGAACCCACUGGUGCAGCGAGUGAUCGACGUCUUCGACACAGACGGCAAUGGAGAGGUGGACUUCAGGGAAUUCAUCCUGGGGACCUCCCAGUUCAGUGUCAAGGGAGACAAGGAGCAGAAGCUGAAGUUUGCUUUCAGCAUCUACGACAUGGACAAAGACGGCUACAUUUCCAACGGGGAGCUCUUUCAGGUGCUGAAGAUGAUGGUGGGGGACAACCUGAAAGACUGGCAGUUACAGCAAAUCGUGGACAAAACCAUCAUCAUCCUGGACAAGGAUGGCGACGGGAAAAUAUCCUUCCAAGAAUUCAGUGCUGUGGUCGGAAACCUGGAGGUCCACAAGAAGCUGGUAACAAUGAUGUGAGCUUUUAUAAGAGCACCAUCCAACAACGACUUUUUCUUUCCUCUCCAUCUCUUUAAAGAUCAGCUCAAGAUGCCCAGCAACUGUCUCUCUGACCUACUGCAAAGUAUUUCUCUUUAUGAAGCAACAUUUUCUAACACCAGCCUCUUGACCACCGCAGUGUUACUAAUUCUUCCCCACUCAGUGAUUCAGGGUAACUCCCUAAGUCGGGGAGAACAAGAUGGAGGAGCAUGGGGGGGAAAGGAAAAGAAAUGGCUUUUAUGGAUGUAUUUUUUCUGUGUUUUGAUUCAGAGACCGAACUAUAAAGAGUGAAGAAGAACUUUGAAAGUUCAAAAAUAAGAAAAUAUACAUCUUU
This is a messenger RNA of Hippopotamus amphibius kiboko, 885 nucleotides long. It is a transcript of the gene PPP3R2, whose product is annotated as protein phosphatase 3 regulatory subunit B, beta. NCBI's taxonomy places the organism in Eukaryota, Metazoa, Chordata, Mammalia, Artiodactyla, Hippopotamidae. Gene Ontology annotation, molecular function: calcium-dependent protein serine/threonine phosphatase regulator activity; calcium ion binding. The transcript has a single exon. The coding region runs from base 21 to 533 and encodes 170 amino acids. The record is from RefSeq and is a predicted model, not a curated record.